ACGACAUCGACUACUACCUCACAAAGCACAUGCCCAUGAUUCAGGAGCGUUGGGGAAAAUACGGUGUCACCAGCUGGUCAGCCACAAAAUUCAUCGAUGGGCUAGAUGGCUCGCCUUCCCUCUACGCCUUUGGAUCGGUUGUCAACUGGGACAAUGCGGGCCAAGUCAAGGCCGCCUUCGCUGGGCCUGAGGUGGCGGAAAUCAUGGGAGAUGUCUCGAACUUCAGCAACAAGCAGGCCAUUUUCCUCCUUGGCGAAGUUCUGCACUGAGGAAUUUCAUCGGGUCUGCGAACCCGGUAUGAUGCUUGAUUGUGGCAAGCUUGCAAAUGCAAGGGGCUAGUCAAUGGUAUUAUUUCAAGAGACCU
Messenger RNA from Ilyonectria robusta, 364 nucleotides. RefSeq lists its product as uncharacterized. The transcript has a single exon. The record is from RefSeq and is a predicted model, not a curated record. NCBI's taxonomy places the organism in Eukaryota, Fungi, Ascomycota, Sordariomycetes, Hypocreales, Nectriaceae. Gene Ontology annotation, molecular function: oxidoreductase activity. The coding region runs from base 30 to 269 and encodes 79 amino acids.